CGAUGGCUGUGUUUUCAGUUCAAACUAUGCUGUGGCAAUAGCUGCACGCGGUGCCCGCACUUUUCUUUCGCUCGCGUCUUGCUUGUGUGUAUGAGUAUUCAGUGCGUUACAAGUGCAAACUGGAUAAUUACCAACUGCAAAAUUAAAAAUAAUUAAAUUGUGAUAUAAAGCUUAUAAUCGUAGUAUUAUAAUGCAAUCAUCACAGACGUGUCAGCUUAUCAAAACGUUCAGUUAAUCCACUUAGGAUGUGAUUAUGGUCUUUAAAGAACGAAAUUUAUUGGUUGCACUUCUAGUCGCAUUAUGCGCAACUGUAAAUCAUGCCGCGUCCAUUUCAACAACGACUGAGGCGAGCACUACCGUAGCAACCACAACAACAACAACACCGACUGAAAGCGAUGAAGCGCAAAAGGAAACGAACUUUAAUCGCACGGAUGGACGCACUGAAAAUGCGCGCUCGUUAGAUCUCGACAUCAACAAGUACACAUCCGUCGAUUUCCACAAUAAGGUAUACGAUCUACAAACGUCGCCAGAGAAUGAGAAAUUCAUCUCGCAGGAAGUAUCUAAGGUGCACACAACGUACCGAACAUCGUACACGUCGCAAAACGUAAAUGAUUACGAAAAUUAUGAAUUGACCACGCCGAACGAUAUUUUUGAUGAAAAACAUAAACAAGUUCAGAAUGAUAUCAAAAUGAAGCUCGAAAUUGACCAGAAUGUGCAAAUCGAAAAACCGUCAUCCGAUGAAGUCGUGAAACAUAACGAAACCAAUUUGGAUCUCGUACGGUACACAAACAUCCUCGGCGAUGACGAUGUACGUAACAAAACAUCAAUUCAUCGUAAUUACGAAACCGAGAAGGGCUUGAAGAUAAACUACGAGAGUGUCUAUAACGAGUCCGAUGCUGUACAGAAAGUGCACAAUGCGAAGAGUCCAUUAUUGAACAACAAGAUCGAGAACGACAAGGCCAUAAACAUUUCGAAGCGCGGUUUUACCAAGCAGCCGCAAACAGGAAAUUCCACCACUGAUCGCCCGGCCACCGACCUACCGCAAGACAGAUCCAAUUUGAUACCGUCGCUUGAGACUACUACCAACAACCAAGAGCAGGCCCAGCAGGAGAAUAAUAUCUAUCCGGUUUUGGUGCCCAUACCGCUGACCACAACUGCGUCCGUUUCGACCGAACCCUCCUCGCAUACGAAACUCUAUGAAAUGACUGAGAACGAUUUCGCUACGACGACCGAGAGUGCAUUCGAGGUGAAUGGGUCGGAGGAAAAGUUUUAUGAAAUGACGGAGACUGCGACGACAACUGCUGCGCCUGAGGUGGAAACCACUACGGAAAAUUUAAAUAAAACAAUUGUAACAACCAGUACAACUCAUGAGGAUGAAUUGAUUACAACUACAACUGAACAGCAAGAAGUUUUACAACUGAAAAUGCUUUACAAACAACCAUUUCUGAAGAAAAAGAAGAUAGAAAAAACUACAACUUUUGCUCCUACAACUACAAUAACAGUAACAACAGAAGCAGAAAACCUAACAACAACUUUACAAGCUGUAGAUGAUGAUGCAACUACACCUACAACUACAACUACAGCUGCAACAACAACUGAAUUAGAUUUAGUUACAUCAACAGUUGAAUCCGCAUCAAAAUCUGUUACAAUAAAUAAUCAAACAACAACCGAACCAGAACUUUCCGCAUCAACCUUAUUUUCUCUAAUUACAACAACUCUUCAACAAAUCACAGACACAACAAUUGGAUAUGAAUCUACAUCAGUAGCAGCGCCGAGUAAUGAAAUAAAAAAAGCUAAUACAUCAUCAGAUCAUGAACUAGAUGACUUCACAGAAGAAGUCACAGAUGAUGAUUACAUGGAUGUACGUAAAAUAAAACCGGUUCCACAAAAUAUCCCUAAAAAAGCAGAAGUAGAGGCUGUUAAUGAAACACACUCAGUCACGGAAGCACCAGAACGAGUAACUACUACAACAACAGUUGAAACUACAACAAAUGAGGAUGCUGCGUCUGAUGUCCCGGAAGAAGCUUCACGAACGCCCGAACCGGAAGGCGCAAGCAGCGGGACUAUUAUUGCAAUAGUUUUAUCCACCGUUGGUGCUAUCUGUUUGAUAUUACUAGCUGUACUUUUGUUUGUGAUGCGCCGGAGGCAGAAACGAUUCAAUUAUGGCCAACGAUGCACACCUGUUAGUUUGGACGCUUACAGUAUGGACAAUGUUUCUGUUUAUAACAGUGUGAGAAGAAAGAACGCCAUUCGUGGCUCCAAACGCUCCUAUGGCAAUCCAGCCUUUGAUGAUGAUACGAGUAUUAGUCAUCCGAUAAAUUUCCAAGCAAUUGUGCGUUUUGCCAACCAAGCCGACGAGAUCCGUGCGGAAUUCGAAGAGAUUCCACUCGUCAGCGCCAAGAUGCAUGAACUGCCCGACGGUUGCGCGAGCAAGAAUCGUUACGCGAACGUGAUUCCACUGCCCGAGAGUCGUGUGUUCCUCGCGCAGUUGGAGGACGAUCCUACCAGUGAUUACAUCAAUGCCAAUUAUGUUACGGGACCCAAAGGUGCCCGAGGCUAUUACAUCGCAUGCCAGGCGCCAUUACACAACACCGUGAAUGAUUUCUGGCGUAUGAUUUGGGAACAACAGUCGAAAGUCAUCCUAAUGUUGACGCAUCUCUUUGAGAAUGGUGUGGAGAAGUGCGUUGAUUAUCUGCCACCAUCCGAGGUCGUCGAUUGUCAUCGUCUCUUUGGCGAUUUUCAAGUGACAUUGAAAAAACGUGAAGUUAAGGACAAGUAUAUCAUAUCCAGUUUACAACUGAAAAACAUGGUAUCUAACAGCUGGCGAGAAGUCACGCACCUUUGGUAUUCAGGUUGGCCGGAGAAGGGCGUUCCAGAGGAGGAGAACUCGAUCAUUGCAUUCCUCAUUGAAGCGAGAAGUUACAUUCGCCUUGUUCAGAACGCCGAGCCAAAGGAAAAUGGUAUUACGUCUACAACGUCAAAUGGUAGAAGUUCACAGCCAGAUUCAAGUCCGGUUGUUGUCCAUUGCAGUCCGGGCACGGGCCGGACAGGAUCCGUAAUUGCAUGUGAUAUUGCGAUAAGGGAAUUCGAGCUGCGGCGUAUUGUCGACAUUCCCCGAAUCGUGUAUAGGAUUAGGCGUGACAGAGCUAGUUCUGUCCAAACUAAAGACCAAUACCAUUUUAUUUACAAAGUAAUAAAUUUAUAUGCUACAAAAUUGACUGGCGGGGCCCUGGAUUCCAUAUAAAAUAUUUGUGAUAUGAACUUGUUAAGAUUGCUAAAGAAAAUUGAAUUAAAUUUAGUCUAGUUGUCCAAAAGAUAAAUUUUGGUGUGAUGUCCACGUAUUGUAAAUAUAUCUAAACGUUGUUAUGUAUUAUAAAGAUGAUCAUAUAUUAUGUUAUGCCUGCUCUCUAUCUGUAAAAGAAUAAAUAAGCGAAUUUCUAUAUCUUAAAAA
This is a messenger RNA of Dalotia coriaria, 3451 nucleotides long. RefSeq lists its product as uncharacterized. NCBI's taxonomy places the organism in Eukaryota, Metazoa, Arthropoda, Insecta, Coleoptera, Staphylinidae. Gene Ontology annotation, molecular function: protein tyrosine phosphatase activity. Gene Ontology annotation, biological process: protein dephosphorylation. The record is from RefSeq and is a predicted model, not a curated record.